Molecule: messenger RNA, 1998 nt
Organism: Malassezia vespertilionis
Lineage: Eukaryota; Fungi; Basidiomycota; Malasseziomycetes; Malasseziales; Malasseziaceae
Exons: 1
Coding region: 1-1998 (665 amino acids)
Source: RefSeq, a predicted model, not a curated record
AUGGUGUCGACAGCUGCACCGAGCGAACCCCAGUCCGAGGAGAACGAUUUUGUGGAAGUUGCCUUGGAUGCAGUAGUCGAGUCGCCAGAGCGCCAGCCGUGCUCACUGAAUCUGGACCUGCUGCGGCAUAGCUACAAGCGCGGAGGCAGGUCGCAGCUGAAUCUGUCUGCGCACAAGUCGACAGAUUGCCUGCCUGCACCAUGUUUAAAGCAGUCGCGCAGCCUCAGCGCGUCACACUAUGACGAUAUGGUGCUAGACCCGCUCUCCAUCGAUACUUCUAGUGUGCAAGCAAGCUUGUACAUGCGCCGCGAGCGAAAAGUCAAGGGGCGCUAUCGCAGCCGACUCGAAUCGCCACGGAAACAGCCGUUGGCGCUUUCUAUGGACGACUUGACUCUGAAAAAUAUGCACAAGUGCAGCGAUGGUGCAGUGACUGAUCCUGGGAUUACCAUGACGGUCGCGGAUGCCCAGGGUGACUUUGUGGUUGUGCAAUCACCGCGUGCCAUGCAGUACCGCAUGCCGGUUUCGCGCAAUAAUUUCGGGAUAGAUUUGGUCCAAGGAAAACGUGCGUCGAGUUUGCGUGAUCCUGUGGUGUUCGAGCACAACGGAUCAAACGGGAAUGCACUGGGCACACUUAGCGAGCCGGUAUCGCCGUGUUAUUCGAGGAGUGAGACGCCGCUGCCCGACUCCCUACCUGACACAAAGCAUGACACGAGCGAACCCAGUGCACCUGCCGCGCCGCCCAUACCUCCCUUGCCAACGCCUGCGGGCGGCUCCAGCCUCACACGGAUGCCGCACCUCCCACCCAAAUCGCGCAAAGAAGAAAAGAAACACCUUGCCGAAUUCACCACAAUGAUGGAGCAGUCCAUCGCAGCAGAGAAGAAGCGCGACGAAGAGACUGCCUCGCUGAACAAGCAGCGUGAAGAGGGGGAGAAGGCGCGUCGUAGGAUAUGGGAAGAGGAAAUCCUUCCGUGCUGGACGCGCGCGCGUCAGGAGCCACGCUACCGAGAGCUUUGGUGGCGCGGCAUUCCUCCCUCGCUGCGUGCGCGUCUUUGGUCGCGCGCGUGCGGAAACAAUCUUAUGCUUCCGCAUGAUUUGUUUGCAAAAGCAGUUGCGCUCGCAAAAGAUGCGCUCGAACACGACCAAAUGCCGUCAUUUUUGUGCGACGCUGUGGAAGAGGAUAUUGCAAACACGCUUCCAAGCUUGCGCCUCUUUAACCACCCCGAUGCCCCUCUCUACUGGGAAUUCCGCGAUAUUCUUUACGCCUUUCUCUUUGUCCGCGCAGACGAGGCAGCGCAGCGUAUGGGCACAGAUACAUUGGCACUCGAAAAGCUCAACGAGCAUUUUGUGCUGUACGUGCCCGGCACCGCGAAUCUUGCCGCAAUGCUCUUGAUAAAUAUGCCCGCAGAGCAGGCGCUGGUCGCUUUGAUCAACCUUAUCGGCAAGCUCCACUGGCUUCGCGCCUUGUAUCAACUGGAGCGCAGCCCUGUGCGAAAUGAGGAGACAAUCAGCUACAAAGAAGUGUAUGCAUUUGAGCGCGUAUUCAAUACACUGAUUGCCGAGCAAUUUCCCGUGGUCUAUGCCAAUUUGCAAAAGCACGACAUUCGAGCGAGCACCUUUUUGCGUUUUUGGAUCCGCUCCAUGUUUGUCCCAUGGCUUGAUAUCGAUGUGGUAGCGCAGCUUUGGGACAUUAUCCUGCUAGAAGACUCUAGUGCUGCACUCUACCGCAUUGCAAUUGCGCUAUUCCAGCUCUUGGUGCCUCGGCUCUACGCGCACGACCCUGCAGAACUCGCAAGUAUUCUGCAAGGUACCAACAAGGGCGUACUCCACGUCUGGUACCGCGAGUGGCCAGUGCCUCCCAAAGACGAAACACCCCCCAAAGACCGCAUCUAUGCACAGUAUGCAAUGAGCGAGGCCAGUGUAUACCGCGCGCUUGACGAACAAAAUAGCUGGUGGAAAGACUCCACCCUGCAGCGACUGCUAGAUCGCGAAUUACACUAG